Tripterygium wilfordii is the source of this 576-nucleotide messenger RNA. RefSeq lists its product as uncharacterized. The transcript is spliced from 4 exons. Lineage: Eukaryota; Viridiplantae; Streptophyta; Magnoliopsida; Celastrales; Celastraceae. Bases 1 to 576 code for a protein of 191 amino acids. The record is from RefSeq and is a predicted model, not a curated record.
AUGGUGGUGACUCCUCUUCUAUACAAUGACAAUCGUACUAGGCUUUUUAUUUACACAAGAGCAGGUGCAUCGCGCUGUUAUAAUACAUAUUGUCCUGGAUUUGUAAUUGUUAGAACAGAUAUCCCCCUCGAUCAGAUUCUUGAACCAGUUUCUCAAAGGGGUGAAAAAAUAUAUGGAAAAACACUCUACAUUCAGCGGGAUCCUCCAAACGGGAAUUGGUGGCUUCAAGUAGGACGGAAUAUGACUCAAGUUGGAUUUUGGCCAAAGGAUAUAUUCUCAGUCACAGGGUUGGCAGAUCUCGCAACUUAUGUAGAAUGGGGAGGGAAAGCAUACAGUCCUAUAAUGAUUCCUAGUCCUCCAAUGGGCGCAGGGGAUGUGUUGUAUGGGGAUGUAUUCAAAGAUUCAUUUGCCAGAUAUAUAACCACUAUAAAUGAAACUUCUCAAAUUGUUGAUGCUACAGAGACCUCAACCUUUGCAGAUAUCAAAGAAUAUAAUGUUAUAGAUAAAGGAUUUUAUGAGAGCAAAUAUAGACAUCUUAUCUUUUAUGGUGGUCGUGGUACUUAUGUGGGGGAAUAG